Molecule: messenger RNA, 2978 nt
Organism: Scatophagus argus
Lineage: Eukaryota; Metazoa; Chordata; Actinopteri; Scatophagidae
Product: glutamate-rich protein 6
Exons: 13
Coding region: 1306-2634 (442 amino acids)
Source: RefSeq, a predicted model, not a curated record
UGUUGUUACUCCUGCAAACGUUACGAGCUGGGCGAUGCCAUUUAGAAGCAGCUAUUUGAGUUGGAGCGUCUUUUACCAGCAGGUGCUGCAGCAACCAAUCAAAAGCUGCGGAAGGUGGAUCAGUUGAUUGUUCCUAAUAAUGUGAUAUUUGUUCCACCUGAGGACGCCACAAGGGCACGAGGCAACUGGUUCAGAAUCAGAAUCAGUUCAGAAAAUAAAGCACAACUCAACUCAAUUCUGCCAUCUGUUGGAGAAAUUAUGUUAAAGCAUGUUGUCAUGUUGUCAUAUGUUCCGAAGCUCAAAAACAGUUACUGAAAGGACCUUAAGAUUAGACUGUUUUGUAAAAUGCUGUUUCCAAGUUCCGGAACGGCUCAACUUCUGAGCCAACAAGCGCCAAAGAAACAAAACAACGAUGGGAAUUUGAACAUCUACAGACAGAAACGCAGACAGAGAUAGGUUUCCACUAACAGAGGGCAGGAGGUGGGAUCCGUGCACAUUUCCACACUGAAAACCAGAAGGCAAGCCAUAUCAGAGGGUCUGACUGAAGGGAGGAUAGUUAACAUGCGUCCAUUGUGAGUCCAGGAACAGGCUGCCGAACCAUCUCCGGAGUUUUCUCAUGUGGAGAAGCCCAGAAAGGGACCAGCACAUGACCGGCUGACAGCAGGCGCAUCACAGACUAAGCCGUCACCACUUAGUAAGGAGUAUGGAUCUUGUUCUCUGGCUGAGGCUGAAUGCGGACACAUUUCCAGAUGAGUUAUGGACUGGGAGUGAAGAGGGGAACUUUUUUGCCAACAAAAGCCGGCAGUGACGGGUGCUUCACGAGCACAGCGCGCGCUGUGGAUGCUGCCCUUUACAAUCAGAUCAUCCAAACACAACAGCACUCUGAUGCCCCUCCUGCGUAAGAACCCCGAGGCUGAUUCCACACAUUUAGAAAAAUAAAUAAUAAUGCUAUUCUCAGAACUGCAGGGAUAAACCAGCAGCGACAGCUCUUAGAGGACAAAGCCCUAUACGAAAUAGAAUUAAGGGCUGUUACUCCUACAUAUUAUUGUAGAGAGCUAUUUCAUCUCCAAGGAUACUGAAAACACCAGUCAGUGUGACACACUGAGCAGGAGAGAAACAUCACACAAGCAGUGAAUGUGACAUUGAAGACGGCGACUUUACUUCAGUCAGGAUGGACCAAACGAUGGGCCAGUGUUUACUUCUCUUGGGUGGAUUUCAUUCAGUCAUGCCACAGUAACUGUUGUUGUUCCAUUAGAUGCCGCUGCUGCAGCAUUAAAGCGUGAUCACAGCGAGCCAUGUUCAGAAAUGGACGACCAUAGGAUACCAGAGGGCAGUCGACGGUCUGUCCCUGAACCACCCACCUAUUGUCUCAGAGCAGGAGUUCUUAGGUACAGUGGGGAGUUCAACAGUGCAAACUUAACAACCAUUCUUCCAGCGUCCCAGCCUCUGACAGAAUAUCCAGUGACAUGUGAGUACUGUGAAGAAAGGGCCAAACCUUCAGUGAAUCUAUCAGGGAUACAGCAGUCUGAGACGUUCUGCUGUGUCCAGCAGCAGCAGCUGUGGGAGAUGCUGGAGAGGGACAGAUGUUUGGCUGGGGGUCCACGAGACCCGAGGACAACAUCACUUGGAGACCAGUGGGCCCCAGAGAAAGAGGAGCUUCUCUUCCAAGGCUGGGAGAUGGAGGAUCCCAAAUCAGUCAAGCAUCCUGUAGCUGAAACCUCUGAACUGACGUCAAAGGUGCUCAGAUUCCGGCUUUCCUGUGCACCAGAAAAUGGAUGCUGCAUAGUGUAUCCUCGCAGUGCAGAUGAGGAGCACUUGAAAAUGAAAGAGGAAGAGGAAGAGGUGUUGCUCCCUACUUGUGACCACAAGCCACUUCAGUUUGGCAUCUGUCAUCACCAGGAUGGGGCAGAUAUUCUCCAGAAGAAUUAUUCCAGCGGCGUGAAAUUUCUUACUGUGUUCCCUGACGGCUCUGCUCAGGUCUUUUAUCCCUCAGGCCUCUUGGCUCUCAUUGUAGUGGUCCCUAAAGAAAACCGAAGGGUCUGCAUCGUGUAUGAUGACAGCAGUGCCCCCCAUCAACCACUCAGAGCCCUGUUCCUGUCUGAUGGCAGGGGGACAUGUUAUCACAGCAAUGGAAACAUAUGGCUGACCUUAGACGGGUCAGGCGGUCAGUGUUUGGAUGAGGGGGGGGCCAGGGUUCGUCGGUGGUGCUGGGGCCGUCUGAGCAGCACUCCCAUUCCCCUGCGCCCCAUCUUCCUGUCCCUAAACAAAGCCAUUGGGGUCCGAGUCCUCGGGAGAGAAAAAGUUUUUGUCUCCUUCCUGGCAGGAGGCCAACAGGCAAAGUUCAGCGUGGGUGCGUGCUGCACUCAGGGUGAAUGUAAAACAGACAGGGCUGCAUCGGGACCGUCAGUGUCGAAGUGGGAUCUGUUAGAGUCGGCAGCCAGGAUUAGGGCUCAUCUGGCCAUUCAGCGUCUUCACCAGUUCCUGUCUAUGCCCUCCCAUCCCCGGCCACCGAAGACCAAAGAAGCCCUUCGCCUUCACGCUGAAGCCCACAGGCUUCUGGCAGCCAGUGCUGAUGUGAUGAUGAGUGAUAGUGACAGAGCCUUUGUUCACAGGUGCCUUCAGGAUUAUAUUUGACUUACCAGUAAUAAAGUACACUGCGGUGCGAUGUCAGCAACUCUGCUCUGGCAUAACAGAACAACUCAAGGAAAUCUGAGAGACAAAAUCAUCAUCAGUUUGCUGGGUACUUUUGAAUGCCAACAUCGUGUCACUAUUAGCACAAAACUUAAGACCGGGUUCAUUCUGUAGGAACCAGGUCAGCUUAAAGUCCCUUAAUGGGAUUUCAGGAGAUUCACAUUACAAUGCUCAAACCUCUCAAACAUAAGACUCAUUCUGGUUCACUCAUGGAUGGUAUCUGAGCCCACGCUGUUGGGAUCGAAAAGAAUGAACUUUUAGCCAAAUGCCUCCAUUUUCUCUGUACU